GAGUCCUUUGGAUAUAACAGUGAGCAAUAUAAUGAGUUUCUAUCCAAUAUAACUGUAAUCAUGUGAAAUAUUUCAGAUGCCCUAUAACGAAAACUAUGCAUUGGAGCAGGCCGAGGCGCAGCGUGUGAAGCGCCAGUUAAAUAUCCAGGGAGGUGGCAGUCCAGGCAAAGGUCUUGAUUUGAGUGUCCAUGCGCGUGUCCCAGUUUGGCAGAGUGGCAGUGGUCGUCAUUCCUUCGAUGCAACAGGCCAAUAUGCUCAGCAUCUGGGUGGUCGCUAUGGAAAUAGUCCGCCGAAUUGGGGUGUUGGUGGGGUUUAUACUUUUAGAUUUUAAAAAAGUGCUUAGGCAUU
Molecule: messenger RNA, 348 nt
Organism: Anastrepha obliqua
Lineage: Eukaryota; Metazoa; Arthropoda; Insecta; Diptera; Tephritidae
Product: diptericin A-like
Exons: 1
Coding region: 77-331 (84 amino acids)
Source: RefSeq, a predicted model, not a curated record